AUGGCCGGGAACACCGCCUGGCCGUCGCUGCUACUCGUCUGCAGUGUCGCCCACACGUGCCUCUCCAUCACUGGCAACGAAACUCUGCCGGACGGUAUUCAGCGUCUUAGGCGGCUGUCCAACAUGUCGUCCCACAUGGCCCGCAUUCUGAGGGAACGGACAGAGGCUGGAGGCCUUGACAAGCUUCUCGUCGCCAUUACGACUCCCCUGGCCGGUGAUCUCAACUGCUUGGCCAUACUGACCGAUCCGUUGUACCAGGAUGUAUUUACAUAUCCAUUCUUCAAGAAAAUAAGGAGCCUGCCUUAUUACAAGGUGCUGGUCGAAGAGAACGAGGAGUUGUCUGAGUGGGAUUUCAAUGGGGGACCAGUCCUGAACCAGGUAAAACACGAUGGCUGCGACGCCUACAUCAUGCUGGCCGCAAACGGGGAGCAGCUGGCGAAGCUGCUCACGUUUGGAGAAAGGGAGCGGCGGCUGAGCAGCCGCGCACUGCUACUGCUGCUGCACGACGACCGGCUGCUGGCGCGCCCGCUGCUCGGCCUGUGGCGCAAGCUGGUGGACGUGGUGUUCCUGCGGCGCUACGGCGGCGCCCGGCGCGACACUUGGUUCGAGCUGUCGACGGUGCCGUUCCCGGCCACGGCGCGUUUCCCGUUGGUGCUGCGUCGUCUCGACACGUGGAAGCGCGGCCGCCUGCACUCGGGCCGCGACCUGUUUCGCGACAAGGCUGCCAACCUGCGCGGGCAGCCGCUCGUCGCCGCCACCUUCGACAACGUCCCCGCCGCCCUGCACUCCGACGCCGGCUUCACUGGCCUCGAAGUCGAGGUGCUGGGAGCGCUGUCGCAGUCGAUGAACUUCGCGGUGGAGCUGUACGUGCCGGCGGGCUGGCAGGAGGAGAAGUGGGGCACGCAGCGCGCCGACGGCUCCGUCAACGGGCUGCUGGGCCAGCUGCAGCAGGGCCGCGCCGCGCUCGCGCUCGGCAGCUUCCACUACACGCCGCACCACCUGCGCUUCAUAGACCUCAGCGUGCCCUACACCACGCACUGCCUCACCUUCCUCACGCCCGAGAUGCUCACCGACAACUCCUGGAUGACACUCGUGCUGCCCUUCAAGUCGCUGAUGUGGAUGUCGGUGCUGGUGUCGCUGGCGGCUGGCGCGGCUGCGUUGCAGUGGGUAGGCGGCGGCCGCGUGGGCGCGCUCUCCGCCGUGGGCGCGCUGCUGCUGGUGCCGGCGUCGCAGCCGCCAGGGCGGCGCCAAUGGCGCGCCAGGCUGGUGCUGGCCUGCUGGUGGCUGCAGUGCCUGCUCGUCGCUGUCGCCUACCGCGCCAGCCUCACCGCCAUACUCGCCAACCCGGCUCCCAGGGUGACCAUCGACACGAUGGAGCAGCUGGCGGCCAGCGCGAUCGCCGUCGGCGGCUGGAGCGAGCAGCAGCGCGAGUUCUUCGAGACGGCCCUGGACGGCGCGAGCCAGCGCGUGGGCACGCGCUUCCAGCUGGUGCGUGACGCGGAGCACGCCGUCCGCCGGGUGGCCAGCGGGCAGUUCGCGCUCUACGACAACGUGCACGCGCUGCGGCACGCCAGCGUGCGCUACCAGGUCUCGCCCCCUCCCUACUUGUACAGCUUGGCGCUGACGCCGUGGUGUUGGCAGAGCGGGAUGAACGGCUCGCAGCUGGACGGGCAUCGGCUGCACGUGAUGCAGGACUGCGCCGUCCACAUGCCCGUCGCUAUCGGCCUGGAGCGCAACUCGCCCCUCAAACCGCGCAUCGACAGGCAGGUGCGACGGUGCGUGGAGGCGGGGCUGGUUGAGAAGUGGCUGGCCGACACGAUGCAGGCGACUCGCGCCGCCGAGAGCCGGACGUCGCGGCCGGCCAGCACGCGCGCGCUCGUGGGGCUGCGCAAGCUGCUGGGCGCCGGGGUCGCGCUGGCCGCGGGCUGCGCAGUCGCGGCGCUCGCGCUCGCCGCCGAGAGAGCGCUCUGGCGGCGCCGGCCACAAACUCGCCGCCAGCGCUAUCCGCUGGGCAUCUACUACAGCCGUAACAGGCCCAGGAACCGGCCGCAGCCGAACACGCGCUUCGAGGGUCCGUGCUGCGCCGCUCUGCUGCAUCCCGCGCACAGCUGUAACAGAGAGGAGUGCGCCGUCCGCGCCCCGCCGCGCCGCUCCGAGACGCGCACUGUGUUCCAGUUGGAGCGCGCGCACGGUCUGAAGAUGGAGUGA
Schistocerca piceifrons (Central American locust) is the source of this 2208-nucleotide messenger RNA. RefSeq lists its product as uncharacterized. Gene Ontology annotation, cellular component: membrane. Lineage: Eukaryota; Metazoa; Arthropoda; Insecta; Orthoptera; Acrididae. The transcript has 10 exons. Gene Ontology annotation, molecular function: glutamate-gated receptor activity. Bases 1 to 2208 code for a protein of 735 amino acids. The record is from RefSeq and is a predicted model, not a curated record.